Messenger RNA from Bombus huntii, 3108 nucleotides. RefSeq names its product odorant receptor 9a-like. Gene Ontology annotation, biological process: sensory perception of smell; detection of chemical stimulus involved in sensory perception of smell. The coding region runs from base 1954 to 3027 and encodes 357 amino acids. The transcript has 9 exons. Gene Ontology annotation, cellular component: plasma membrane. Lineage: Eukaryota; Metazoa; Arthropoda; Insecta; Hymenoptera; Apidae. Gene Ontology annotation, molecular function: odorant binding; olfactory receptor activity. The record is from RefSeq and is a predicted model, not a curated record.
UAAGAGCAUUGGGUACGAAGAGUUUAAAGAAUAUGUGAUGUUGCAUUAUAGAUCUCUUCUAAACUAAUAAUCAAUAAGAAAUUAAUAUAACUAGAUCUAAGUUUGGUUCUUUUAUUAUAUUUCUACUAAAAUUACGUUGUUACCAAGCAUUUUAACAAGAUUAGUAGUUAGUUUUGAGGCCGUGAUAGUUGUAGUUGCUGGCUGUAGAUGUCGCUGCUGGGGCAGAUACUGCUCUAUUUUCUUCUCAUUUAAGAAUCGUGGAAAGAAAAAUCGGACUCCGGUCGCCGGGGAUUUGAACCCGGGUCCCGAACGUUCGUAACCUAAGGCGCUAACCACUGCGCUGCCGUUGUCCGACACUAGUUAUCUUCCGGUGGUAUUUGCUGUCGAGUGCCGCCACAGUUUCAUAACUAUUGUUCGCGUAAGAUAUCAUUUCGCCAAUAUACAUAUACAGAUUUUCAAUAUGCUGGAUUUUAUAUAUGGAUUUUACUUAGUAGGCAUAACGAAUUAUGUUUUCGAAUGUUAUAAUCUUCUUCCCUACGGCCUGUACAAGAUAAGCUGCUAUCCAUCUAUCGUUCGAUUUAAGGAACCCUGUGUACCCCGCUGCUUAGACUCACCUACUUUCGUUCCUGUAAAGAAGGUUGCUCGGCACAGAGGUAUUUUGGAUAAUAUUUAAUUCUCAAUAACUAAAAAAGGAAACCGAAAACACGAUCUUUUUAUUCUAGAUUUUCAUUAUAUUUUAACUUCAAGUAUCGCCCCUUAAAUAUUUUUACACCUGUAGCCGAAUACACUAUAUAGCAGCUUAUUGAUUAAUAUAAUAUGCGUAUAAACCUUUGGACGAUGCGUUACAAAUAUACAACGCAACAAGUAAUUGGGUGUCACUGCAAUGUCGAUCGCACACAUAUGUAUGCUUCUUGCUCGUAAGAUAUUAACCACCAAAAAAUUUUCGAGGAAUAAAUUGAUUGAAAACCUGCUGCUAUCGCCGAUCGUCAUCGACUAAGGUUGUGUCACAACCAGUGAGGUCGAUAUUUCAGGGUAACCACAGGUUUUCAAUUCCCAACGCAAAUGAUUGACACUCUAGCAACCGAUGGCCUAUUAUUUUCACAUCUACGACAUGGUUAUUAUUCGAUGUCGUGCUACCCAACAUUGUGCUAUAAUGCAUACUUGCCGGUAAGCAAACCGUCAAACUAAUUCGAUGGUAAAAAUUACAUGCUUUCACAGACAUCGGGUGAAGGGAUAUAAGUGCAUUCGUAGGAUCCAUUUCAAUUUCUCGGUGUACAAUAUAAAGAACAACUUUCAUACUUCAUACUUCAUACAACUUUGUUAAAUCACUUUCGCCGCCUCGUUUGCUAAUAAGUCGACUGUAUUAGACAGAUCUAAGAAAUUUAAAUAGUAAGAGAAAACUGAAUAUAUUCUAUAUUGUUGCUGACUGUGGAUUCUUUUACAAUUAUACGAAAUUUAAAAAUGCAAAAUUUCAUAGAUUUCUCAUAAUAUACCAAAAUAUAUUAAUUUUAAUCGGUAAAGCGAAUCUCUAUAUAAGUUCCAUUUCAUUACUUGUGUCCAUAAAGGUACAAAUUUGUACAAAAAUUUGAUAUCAAAUUAUGAUUAUUGCGGUAACUCGGUGUUAUAAUUCACUGACUAUAAAUGUUUCAAAUACCAAAAAAUAGAUGUCGAAAUAAAUUUCUUAUUUUAGCACAUCAUAUCAUUUUCUCUUUUUCUUCUUCAUUCUACCAUAUUUUACAUUACGAUAUCAAAUUCAACGUUGAGUCACAUUUUUCGAUAAAAGACUUGGAUUGUUAGUUUAAACGGCAAUGUUCAGUGUUUCAGGCAAACAACAAGCAAGAUUUUAAUGUGUUCGAUAUUAGCUACCAUAAGCCGCUUAAACAGUAUCUGUCAAUUUGUGGGAUAAAUCCGUAUCAGGAAGAUCGUACCAGUAAUAUUAUAGUAAUUGCAAUAAUGUGCGGUUUUAUAAGCUUCUUUGGUCCAACGUCUAUGCAGCUAUACGAUGCCAUACGUAACAAAGAUUUCGAUAACGUCAUCCUGAAUUUACCGCACAUACUUACAGUACUUAUCAGUGUUGCAAAAAUACUAAACAUCUAUUCCAACAAAACGCUGUUUAGAAAAUUAUUUAAUUCCCUGGAAGAAGAUUGGAAAUUACUGGAAUCAAAAAAUGAAUUACAAAUGCUAGAUAAAUUUACCAAACACGGCUAUAAACUUGCAUGUCUGUACAGAAGAACGUUAUUAAUAGCUCUCGUAAUAUUUCUGUCCCUUCCAUUAUAUAAUCCCGUCCUAGAUAUUAUUAUACCAUUAAACGAAACCCGACAACGAAAUAAUGUAUUUCAAGUUCACUAUGGUGUCCUAGAUAACGAAGAACACUUCUACAUCGUGUAUGUGCAUUUAUCUCUUUGUGCGAUUAUUAUCGUGGUAACGAUAAUCUCGGUAGAUUCGUUAUACAUUACUAUUAUUUAUCACGCUUGCGGAUUAUUUGCAGUAUGUGGAUCCCAGAUUCAGAAAACUGCAGAAAAUAAUUUUGUCGAGAAAAAUGGUACUAACAUACGCAACAUUGGAUACGAUGCUUUCAAAGAAUGCGUGAUGAUGCACUAUAAAUGUCUUCAACUUUAUGACGUCCUCGAGAAAUGUUGCCGGAAUUUGUACUUGAUUACGAUGGUGCUGAAUGCAAUCAUUCUCAGCGUAACAGCUGUUGAAGUAAUUGUGUUCUUGGACCGACCGGCAGAAGCCAUCAGGGCUAUUGUCUACCUCAUAGCAGAACAAUUUCAUUUGUACAUGUUUAGUCUACCAGGGCAAACAUUACUGGAUCAAAGUGUAGAAUUGGCCAAUAAAAUAUAUGACUCGGAUUGGUAUAAAAUACCGACAAAAGCUCAAAAGGUAUUUUACCUAAUGCAAGUGAGGUCCAACAAACCGUGUAUAUUGACAGCAGCGGGGAUAUACGAGAUGAACAUUGAAAGUUUUGGAAUAACUGUUAAAGCUUGUAUGUCGUAUUUCACCAUGUUCUUGUCACUGAGAGAAUAAUCGUUCGUACCUACUCGAAAAUAUUCGUUUCUAGUAAUUUUAUGGUUUAAUGACAACCCAAUCUUACAUUUUCUAAGAGUU